Messenger RNA from Dermacentor silvarum, 2444 nucleotides. RefSeq names its product ATP-binding cassette sub-family C member 2-like. Bases 84 to 2444 code for a protein of 786 amino acids. Lineage: Eukaryota; Metazoa; Arthropoda; Arachnida; Ixodida; Ixodidae. Gene Ontology annotation, molecular function: ATP binding; ABC-type transporter activity; ATP hydrolysis activity. The record is from RefSeq and is a predicted model, not a curated record. The transcript is spliced from 17 exons. Gene Ontology annotation, biological process: transmembrane transport. Gene Ontology annotation, cellular component: membrane.
CGUGCAGUGCUGUAAGGCCCAGCUUUGUAUGCGUACUGCGCUGCAGCUGCGAAGACACCAAUUGUGCAGAACCUGUUGCAAAGAUGGAAGACGAGCUGAGGCCAGCAGAGAUUGCGGCGAUAUUACUCAAGUGCGUUCCUCUUGGAAUCCUCGUCUUGUUCGGCGCAGCGCAAACGGCACGCAACAACUACCCUCCUGUUCCGAAUGGGCCGUACUGGACGUUGCUGGAUGUCACGCAAAUGGUGCUGCUCUUCAUUUCUACUGGUCUCUCAGUCACCAAAGGUAGUUUUGCAUUGGGAAAUGUAAAGCGCAAUCAGUUCGUAACUAUUUUCGCCCUCCGAGAUGCGGUGUCCGACUACGCUAUGGCACUGUCACUGAUUCUUCUCGCCUGGAUUGUGUGGAAGCGACAGCAGCGAUGUCUCCCACGAUCCGCAUUCACAGCAGCGUUGUUAGGACUGCUGUCCACUGGUUGUGCACUAGACGCUUUUUUGGAGUUCACCACUGCAGCCCAUCUUCAGGAUAUUAUACUGUCCGCAAAUUAUCUGCAAAAGAAAUCAGUGAUCGUAAUUUUCGUCACAGUAGCUGCGGUGUCUGGGAAUUUUCUAUUCUCGGAGGUACAAGAUCUGGUCAUGAAGAGGCCAAAACACACACGGAAAUCAGUAGACCAGGCAACGGUAUCAGUACUUGGGCACCAAGUCUCCACAGUCUUGAUCAGGAUUUUCAAGGAUAUGUCAGAGAAAGGAACAGCAGCAAUGAAGGAGUUUCCGAGGCUGCGAAGAGGGUUGGCUUGCGAACUGUUUGUGAAGGCACUUGGAUCGAAACUGAGUUUGAGAAAAAUGGCCACUGGAAAACGGCAUGCAUUUUACAUCGCCCUCCUCAAGGUGCUGUGGGUGGAUGCUCUUCGAGUAGUAUUGGCAAUCAUGGGCUACUAUGCCUGCGUAUUCGCAAGGAUCCCAGCUUUGGAACUACUGAUAGAUAGUUGCACCAGCGUCGGCAUGGUCAGCGCGAUACUUCUCUUUAUGGCAACCACUACCUGUGAAAUGCUGAUGACGUGCUACCAGAUGGAUAUCUUGAACGUGUUGGGCUGCCGUGCACGCACUAUUCUCAUAGGCUUCAUAUUCAAGAAGGUAACGUCAAUGUCGGCUCUCACCAGAGCACGCUAUACGGCAGGUCGCAUCACUUCGAUGCUGACCGUGGACUGUUGGUUGGCGUCCAACUGCGUUUAUGUUGUUCCCAUGCCAAUGUUCGGAGCCUUGUCGCUUCCCAUUGUCUUCUGGAUGCUCGCAACACGCACUGGCGUCGGCCCUUCACUCUGCUGCGCCGCAUGGGUCGUUAUCGUCCUGUGCCUGCCCGUUUUGUUCUCCUUCGUCCAGAAAAGGUUAUGGGCAAAAGUGACAAGUGCCCGCGAAGAACGCCUGAAAGUCACUACAGACUUGCUGGCCAUGAUCCGCAUCGUCAAGAUGUAUGCCUGGGAAGACGCCCUCCAGGAGAACGUGUUGCGCUUCAGGGAAACCGAGCUCCGGUGGCUUUUCCGCGUGAACCUCUUGGAUGCUAUCUUGGAUUGCCUCUACUCGUCCACAAGCUCUGUGCUUAUGAUCAUUUUAUUCUCGACGCUGCGCGUACUAGAACCAGACAUCAUCUUUACGCCAGCAUUGGCGUUCUCCUGUGUGUCACUAUUGUAUAUGACAGACCUCAGCAUGAACAACUGUGGACACGCUCUGAGGAAUAUCAGUCAGGGGUCUCUGGCACUCAAGAGAAUCGCCGAUUUUUGUACUGCUGAAGAACAGGAGAACUCGCAUAGCGGUUGCGAAACAUCCGCGUCCGCGAGAAAAGGUGCUGUUAAAAUAGAGAGAUGCUCCUUUUCCUGGGCCCUUCCUGACACUGGUGUAUCGGAAGCGCAACUUGAAGACAUCGACCUGGAGGUAGAGCCCGGUUCCUUGGUUGGGAUCGUCGGAUUUGUAGGUAGCGGCAAAUCCUCGUUGCUCGCUGCCAUACUGGGUGACAUGCACGUCAUUGCAGGCAAAGUCGCCACCACGGGUCGUAUAGCUUUUGCUCCACAGUUGCCCGCUGUUCACAAUAUGACCGUCAGGGACAAUAUUCUCUACGGGAAGCCGAUGGACCCAAGCUUCUACCACCAUGUUAUUCAAAGCUGCCAACUCAUAAAUGAUAUCAACAUGUUAGCGACUGGGGACAUGACCGAAGUUGGCGAAAAGGGAAGCAACCUCAGUGGUGGCCAAAAGCAACGCAUUUCCAUUGCAAGAGCAGUGUACAGCCAGAGUGAUGUUUACCUACUAGACGACCCACUUAGCGCUUUGGACCCCAUCGUGGCCAGCCGUGUCUUCAGAUACGUUAUAGGGGGAAAAGGCCUGCUCAGGCAUAAGUGCCCCAACACUCGCACUUUUGCAUCCCAUGAGCGCUUCUUCAGGCGCACCACGUCCCCUUGA